Anneissia japonica is the source of this 1239-nucleotide messenger RNA. RefSeq lists its product as uncharacterized. The transcript is spliced from 4 exons. Gene Ontology annotation, molecular function: protein binding. Bases 261 to 626 code for a protein of 121 amino acids. The record is from RefSeq and is a predicted model, not a curated record. Lineage: Eukaryota; Metazoa; Echinodermata; Crinoidea; Comatulida; Comatulidae. Gene Ontology annotation, biological process: signal transduction.
UUCAAAAAAAGGCACAAUGCUCAAAAUAAAUACCCCCUUUCGAAGGUCAAGUGUUGGUUGCCAUUGUGACUAGAAAAUAACAACCUGUGUCUGAAAGAAUUGUGCUGUUAAAAGUGCCUGAUUUGAGAAGCAAACGGAAUCAAUAUAAUAUUGCACGUGGCCUGCUGGCAAAUAAUAUUAUGUAAUCUUCAAUAGGCCCACUGUCACAGUGAAUUGAGUUAGAACGUCAGUGCGAAAUAAUAUCCUGCAAAUUAAUUGAGAUGCCGCGCCAUGGGGACCAAUCAACUUAUUAUGGUUUAAACUCAGCAGAACCAAUACCAUCACCUUACGGUAUAUGUAGCGAUCAGCAAUUUUGGUUUGUUGCACAUCGUCUGCAAGAGGAUUGGCGGUCACUUGCAGUAGUAUUAGGAGUACCUCAACGAGAUAUCGCAAUUAUUGCGAAAUCACAUGCUACGGUGGUAGAUCAAACAUUCGCUAUGCUACAGAGCUGGAGAUGGCGGGCGAUGAAAUGGAGACCUGCAGACGAGGCAGCAGCCCAACUUAUCGGUGCGUUGGCUGAAGUCGGCAAGAGAAGUCUGGCGGAACAUGUCGAACAACAAUUCAAAAUGACUCAAAAUUUACCGUGAUAAUGAUUGGAUGAAACUUAGGACUUCAAACAUUCUUAGACGAUAAAGUAUGAAGGAAAAUAUUUAUAUGUCAUCCUCGCCCCCACCCCCUCAACCUUAUAGCAAAAGGGUGUACUGUACUGACUUUUAUUUAACUUGAAACGUGGGUAGGAAUGCAUACGGUAUAUCGUAGCUUUCAAAUAAUUAUUUGUUAGAUAAGAAUUAGCAUUAUGCAAUCUCAAAUGGACUUUGCCCUUAACAUCACUAAGCCUAUUACGAAUUUAAACAUAUUUUUUUGAAAAUAAGAAUGGUCAAGAUUACCAUUUUAUCUUUUUAUAUGUUUUGUGGUGAAAAAACCCUCAAAGUUCUCGUAAGUAAUCCGAUCACUCGAGUAACACCGAACCCAGAGAUACACUUAUAUAAUUAUACUAAAUGUCUUUCACCCCAUUGUUGUAUUCUGAUAGUAUUCUUACUUAAUUUGUAUAAUAAAAUGUUUAUCAUUGUUAUCUAUAGUGUGCCAGGAUUUAUACAAUGAAUAUCGACUCAAUGCGCUUUUAAAAUUAACUUAUUGUUUAAAGUAACUUUAGUUACUGAAAAAAAUAAUCUAUUAAAAUGACGGCGUUGAGUCAUAAUU